GGAAAUUUCCAUCAUGUCAGCCCUGUAUGUCUAUUCAUGCUGACAACUUGACUUUUCUUCGUAAUCGACCUACUAGAGCGUCCUACAACUUUUUUGAACUUUCCUUUCGAACUCGUAGAUAUUCUUUUCACCACUGGAGGCCUCGAAGACUAAGGAUUUGUAGUUCUCAAAGCAGUAAUCACUUGUUCGUGUAUAUGUCGGAAGUAGUCCCCAAGAACUAUGUGGAUCUUGCCUUUCAGUUAGCUGAUGUUGCUGGGUCUAUAUUAAGAAGACAUUUUAGGAAAACCAACAGAUUCCUAGUCAAAUCUGAUCAAAGCCCGGUCACUCUGGCGGAUAAAGAAGUUGAGCGAACGUUGCGUACUCUAUUAAAGCAAAGUUAUCCACAACAUAAUAUUUUAGGUGAGGAGGAAGGACAAGAAUCUCUUGGCUCGUUAUCUAACGAAACUUGUUCGGAUUAUACUUGGGUUCUUGACCCGAUUGACGGAACGAAAGCAUUUAUGACUGGUAAACCAACGUUUGGUACUUUAAUAGCCCUUUUAGAGGGAGGAAUUCCUAUUCUUGGAAUUAUCGAUCAACCUAUACUGAGAGAAAGAUGGUUUGGUGCGAAAGGAUAUGGUGCGUUUUAUAACGAUACUCCUAUAUCGAAUACUUUACAAAGAGAAUCAUGUUCACAAGAUCAAUUGAGAGAUUGUGUACUAUAUGCGACUUCACCAGAUAUGUUUCAUAAUGAAAUGUUAGAUGCCUUUAAAGGGUUGUCGAAACGAGUACAAUAUACAUUGUAUGGUUGUGACUGUUAUGCAUAUGCUUUGUUGGCAAGUGGUUUUGUUGAUUUGGUUGCAGAAGCGGAUCUUAAGCCUUGGGACUAUUUGGCUCUUGUUCCAAUCAUUGAAAACGCCGGAGGAUGUAUCACUGAUUGGAAUGGGAAUUCCUUAACAAUCUCUUCCUAUUCAGGUUGUGUCUUGGCAGCAAGAACAAAUACCUUACACCAACAGGCACUAGAAGCACUCCAUAUGCAAGAUUCUUUGAAUUCUUUUCAUCAAGAGAAAAUGUUUGUUCAAAGCAUGACGGGAUUCAGUAGAGCGCAAUCUUUCGGAAAGUAUUCCCUGGUGACAGUAGAUUUAAGAUCACAAAAUGGGAGAUAUUUAGAUAUUUGUGGAACUCUGCCUCCCAUGUUGGAAGGUUCAGAAUCCAAAAUACACAAUCUUUUGAAACAGUUUCUUUGUCGAGGCAAAGUUCAUUAUUCCGUGUCGAUCUCUGCUUCUGAGGACUCGUUGCCAAUCUCAUUAAUGGAACCCUCUGUGAAAGAUAUCAAACAAAUACUUGAACGAAUAUCUCAAAUUUUAAAAGUUCAGACUCCAAUAGAUCUAAACCAUGUACUCCAGUUUCGUGAUCUUGUUAUUCGUUCAAAAGAACAUAUGAUUGAAAAUGAGGAAGAUCUAUGGCCUUGUAUAGAAGAGGCUUUCCAUAAAGCAAUACGGGCAUUAAUUGAAGUACAAAGACAAGAAGGAGAAAGGUUAGUAGCUGAUAUAGAAACUCGAAUAGAAUUAUUACGUGGUUGGUUGGACGAAAUUGAUCAGUAUGCUCCAACAAGAGUUGUUCAGCAAAAGAGAAGAAUGAAGCAAAGGAUUGAGGAUUGUUUGGAAGGAAAUCAUGCUAUUGAUGAGUCUCGUCUCGACCAAGAAUUGGCACUACUAGCGGAUAGAAUCGAUAUAACCGAAGAAACAGUUCGAUUUCGUUCUCACUUAAAUUUCUUUACCGAAAGUCUAAAAGUGGCACCUCAGGUUGGUCGACGACUCAAUUUCAUUUGUCAAGAAUGGCUAAGAGAAGCCAACACUAUCACCGCGAAAUGUGCUGAUUCGUAUAUUAGUAUGCGAGCUAUACUUAUCAAGGAGGAAGUUGAAAGAAUUCGUGAACAGGUACAAAACAUUCUAUAGGAAUGGAUAUUCUUCUUCAAAAGCCACACAAUGCGGAAUUGGGACUUGUUUCAUUUUAGAAAUGUUUAGGAGACAGAUUUGGGAUUAAACAUGGCCCAAAAUGAAGACUCUUGAAUUAGUAGAACUUGACGAAAUAGCACACUAAUUAUUUCUGAAAGAUAAAGGAGAUCAGUUGAUUGCCGAUAUAUCAUUGAAAUAAACGACCAAGUCUUGUUGGCAAGACCGCAUUGUUCCAACGUAAAAGAGGAUAAACUCGUCAGACUUACUGUAGAUACAAGAAUACUUUUGUAAAGUUAGCCCUUUCAAACUUACAAACUUUUAUUUCCAACUAAGUAACCUCCAAUUCCUAUUAAAACAAUUCCAUUUGCU
Galdieria sulphuraria is the source of this 2303-nucleotide messenger RNA. RefSeq names its product inositol-phosphate phosphatase. The transcript has 2 exons. Lineage: Eukaryota; Rhodophyta; Bangiophyceae; Galdieriales; Galdieriaceae. The coding region runs from base 27 to 1934 and encodes 635 amino acids. The record is from RefSeq and is a predicted model, not a curated record.